CAACAACAACAACAGAGAAAAGCAAUCAUUGCCUCAUGAAACAACAACAACAAACAAUUGUAAAUCGAUAAACAAGAUUGUUUGUGAUGCAUAUAAAUCUUGUGGAUUUGGUUGUUUUGUACACCAUAUGGCCUAUUGUUUGAUUGCUGCAUUGGCAUUGAACAGGACACUAAUUCUAUAUCCAAGCAUAGAAAAUUUUGGCUUUAGUGAUGAAAUUAGUUCAUCAAGUAAAAACAACCACUAUUACCAACGAUUAUUCAAGUCAUUCAAAUCGAUCAAUUCAAUUUGUGAUAUUAAUAGUAGUGACGGUGGUGGUGUUGGUGGUGAUGGUGGACCACAACAACAAAAAUCACCAUCAAAUGAUUGGAUGUCGAAUGCAGUAAACAUUAAUGAUGUAAUCAAUCACAAACAAAAUCAGAAACUAAAAACAAUUGAUAGAAACAAUAAUAAUGAUGAUGAUGAUGACGAUGACGAUGACAACAUUGAAUUGAUCUAUUUACCCAUAAUUGAAAAUUUAGACAAUCGUGCAAAGUUUCGUCCAAUGGCUAUACCAGAACAAUUACGUAAACAUCUGGAACAAUUGACUCGUAUGCCUUUUGUUGUAUUUUUAGGUUCAAUUAUAAGUUAUAUAAUGCGUUUGAAUGAUGAAUUUGAACGAAAAUUCCUUCAAUAUCGUCAACGAAUUAAAUUCCGUAUUAAUGGUGACAAUGAUGAUGAUGAAAUAUUUAUCGGAAUACAUGUACGUCGUACAGAUAAAUUAUUCGGUGAAGGUGAAUAUUAUCCAUUAAGUGAUUAUAUGAAAAUUGUUCAAAGAAUUUAUGACCGUAUCGAUAUACAAGAUGCUAUGAUGAUGAUGGAAAAAAUAAAAAAUUAAAAACGUGAACGUAAAAUUUAUCUAGCCACUGAUGAUAUUACCGUUUGGCAAAAUGAAGUACCACAAUAUAUAAAACAGGGUUAUCGAUUUUAUGGUGAUUCACAGAUAACUAAAUCUGCAUCACCAGGUCAACGUAAUACAGCCGAAUCAUUCGAUGGUUUCAUUAUGGAUGUAUUAUCAUUAAGCUAUACUGAUUAUCUAGUCUGUACAUUUAGUUCACAAGUUUGUCGAUUAGCAUAUGAAUUGAUGCAAGUACAACGAACAAAUGGUCGUGAUAUGUCCACAAAUUUUUAUUCACUUGAUGAUGUCUAUUAUUUUGGUGGUCAGAUUUCACAUCGACUUGAAUCGAUAAUGGCCAAUCAUCAUCCACCACCAUACGUUCAUAAUGGCAAUAAUGAUAAGAUCAACAAUAGCCAAAAACAACAUAAAUUCAAUGUUGGUGACAGUUUAGGUAUUGAAAAAAAUUUACAUAAUGGCUAUUAUUUAGGUGAUCUUUAUGAAACAAAAAUCCAACGACUAUUAGAUCGUUCACUUGCAUAUCCAAUAUUCAAAGUGAUUGAAAAAAUUGAUUCAACAUCAUUUAAAGCUUUUGAAUAA
This is a messenger RNA of Dermatophagoides farinae (American house dust mite), 1471 nucleotides long. RefSeq names its product alpha-(1,6)-fucosyltransferase-like. Gene Ontology annotation, molecular function: alpha-(1->6)-fucosyltransferase activity. NCBI's taxonomy places the organism in Eukaryota, Metazoa, Arthropoda, Arachnida, Sarcoptiformes, Pyroglyphidae. Gene Ontology annotation, biological process: protein N-linked glycosylation. The record is from RefSeq and is a predicted model, not a curated record.